AUGAAUUAUGAAGCCUCUGAUUGCUUGUUUGGUGGCUUAGAGCUCCCUGCCGACAGCACAAGAGAAUGGGGCGGAGACGGCUGGGCAGCAAUUCUAAACUCUAUGCUGCUGCAGGCUCCUGCAGCAACGGGUGCUGCUGCUGCUUGGCCUUCAUUAGGGGGAGAUACACUCCCUAUAGCCCCUCAGCAGCAGCAGCAGCAGCAGCAGCAACAACAGCAGCAGCAGCAGCAACAACAGUAUGAGCGGUGUCUGGGAGGCGUCCGGUUAGCGUGCAGCGACCCUGUAGGGGGUUUUGCUGCUGCUGGGGGCCCCCCUUCUUUGUGCUGCAGCACAGCAGCAGAAGCAGAAACAGAAGCAGAUGCAGCAAGCAGCUUCAAGGUUAGGAGAGGAGAGAGAUUAAAAAGAAAGAGACACUUUGCAAGCAGCACAGAGACAGAAGUGAACGACUUCAUGCCUGGCAGCUGCUCUUCUUCAGCAGAGACAGCAGCAACACUAUGGCGUCCCCCCUCUGCUGCUGCUGCUUCUGCUGCUGCUGCUGCGGGGCUGCAUGAGGGCUCUAACGGCAACAGACAAAGAUACAAGCACCGUAGGCAGCAGCAUCAGCAGCAGCAGCAGCAGCAGCACGACAGCGACGACUCCAGUGUCUCUGUAGGGUCUCUUUGUCUCUCCUCCAACACUCACGGUCUUCACCCCCAGCAGCAGCAGCAGCAGCAGCAGCAGCAGCAGCAAGGUUUUAACUUUUCGGUGUCUCCUUUUGGCAGCAGCGCAGGACAGGGACAUUCCUCUAUGGGUGCCCCUGGAGCAGAAGCCGCAGCAGCAGCAGCAGCAGCAGCAGCAGCAGCAGGAGGCUCUGGAGGUUGCUCAGGAGCUUCUGUAUGCAGCAGCUCUGUCGUCUCAACAACUACAGCACCCUCAUCAUCAUCAUCAGCAUCAUCAUUACCGUCAGCAUCAGCAGCAGCAGGAGCAGCAGCAGCAGCAGCAGCAGCAGCAGCAGGAGAGCCUCACUUAGAAAAUGCAGCUUUAAAUGACUACGAUAUGUGUCAGGUCUCUCUCGAGUGGCACCUGCCGGAGCUGCAGGAGACAGAACAAAGACAAAAGGGGACAGUCCCUAUCCGCAGAGUCUUCGGCAUUAAUGCCGGUAUAACUUUGUUUAAUCUUCAUAGAAUUAUUUGCAUAUCUUUAGGUCUUGAUGAAGAGGUCCAGAUACUGAGUGUGCUCAGAAACAAGACAAAGCAAAACGCCCUCAUUUGGGUGCCUCGUUGUGUUGCUGCUGGCAGCUACGGCGCUGCACCCGGGAAUGACGUCAAUUGGAAUUCACCCGAAGAGGUCUCGCGACAUGUCCCCACGUUAGAGAUAGACGUCAAAACCAUCAACUUGGGUUUUAUUGAGACGCGUUUCUCGAAGAAUACAUCCAUUUCAAGGCGCACCAAAAUGAUACGCGCAGACUGCUACAGCGAAAGCAUACACGACUUUUGGCGAGACAGCGCUCGAGUGCGGCAGCUAUCUAUUCGCGUCAGCAGACAGACAACAAGGAGACAUAUUGAGGCCCCCCCUUCAAUCAAGCAGCUAAUGAUGCAGCAGCAGCAGCAGCAGCAGCAGCAGCAACAGCAACACACGCAGCACCACCAGCAGAGGAUGCACCAACACCUGCAAAUUCAGCAGCACGCUCACAUGCACCAACAACAACAACACACGCAGCAGCAACAGCAACAGCAACAGCAACAGCAGCAGCAGCAGACGCAGCAGCAGCAAACGCAUAGACAGCUCAUGCAAUAUGCACACGCUGAACAGCAGCAAUUCUCAGUGCUGCAGCAGCAACAGCAGAACAAAGCGCUGCAGCAGCAGCCAGAGCACCAAGGCCUGCAUGAAGAAGAUGAAGAACAAGGGUUCGGCGCAACAGCACCAGCAGCAGGUGCUGCAGCAGCAGCAGAAGACCCGCAGCAGCUGCUGCUUGUUCCUUACGGAGACACAGAAGCAGGCCCCCUGCAGCUACACCUCAGCAGCACAGACAACGCAGCUGCUGCUGCAAAUGAAUAUAUUGCAGCUGCAGAGCUGCUGCCGCAUGGGCUUUAUGGGGAUGCAGCAGCAGCAUAUCCAACAGCAGCAGCAGCAGCAGCAGCAGGACUGCCUUGGGGCUUCGACGAAAGUCUGUUGCUUCAGGGAACACUACAGCAGCAGCUGAUGCAGCAGGGACAGCAGCAGCAGCAGCAGGAGAUGCUUGGCUUUGAAAACCUUUUGCUGCACCCAGAGGACUUCUUCCUGCAGCAGCAGCAACAGCAGCAGCAGGAGCAGCUGCUGCAGCUGCUGCAGCAGGAGGGCGUCAGCCCUGAAAAUGCGAAUCUCUUCCUUGAGCAGCACUUCCUGCUGCAACAGCAGCAGCAGCAGCAGCAGCAACAGGCAGAGCAGCAGCAGCUGCUGUUCCCCUUUUUCGGGUGUCCAGACACAGAAGCCCCCAUUGACAGCCAAGGAGCAGCAAAGCUGGCUCUGGAAGCCCCGCCAGCAGCAGCAGCAGCAGCAGCAACAGCAACAACAGCAGCAGCAGGAGCAAAAGAUGUUGCAGCAGCUGCAGCAGCAGAAGCAGCAGCACAAGUCUCUGUUCCCUAUGAUUCUUCUCUUUCCCUGCAGCUUCAGCCUCCUAGUGGGGCUAGCCACGGCUUACGUAGGCAUCCCCAGGGGCCCCCAGCACCGGACCCCUUAGGGGCCCCCCGAGGGGCCCCCCAGGACCCUAAGGGGGCCCCUGAAGGGUCUGUUGCAGGGGGGCCCCUAGGGGGCCCCCAGGCCCUGAUGGGUACCCCCGAGGCCCCAAGGGGGGGGCCCCUAGGGGGCCCCCAGGUCUUCUUGGGGGCCCCCGAGGUACCAAUUGGGGGGCCCCCAGGGGCCCCUCAGACCCUGACGGGGGGGCCCCCAGGGGCCCCACAGGCCCCUAAGGGGGGCCCCCUAGGGGCCCCCCAAGUGGCGAUAGACAUAGGGAAAGAAGGGAUAGAGGGUUUAGAGACAGCUGCGAAGGGCUGCAACACACAAACAGAGACAAAUGAAGAGGAACAGCUGCUGCUGCAGGAGCAACUGCAGCAACAGCUGCAGCAGCAACUGCAGCAGCUACAGAUGCCUGAAGCUACUACUCCAGCGCUCUUGCGGGCACUGCAGCAGCUGCAAAUGCAGCCCUGGGCAGCAGCAGCAGCAGCAUCAACAACAGCAGCAACAACUGCAACUCCAGAGCAGCAAACACAAAGAGGGGGCCUUCCACCGCAGGCAGCAGAGACAGCAGCAGCACACGGCAAGCGAUAG
Messenger RNA from Eimeria acervulina, 3285 nucleotides. RefSeq lists its product as hypothetical. The coding region runs from base 1 to 3285 and encodes 1094 amino acids. The record is from RefSeq and is a predicted model, not a curated record. The transcript has 5 exons. Lineage: Eukaryota; Apicomplexa; Conoidasida; Eucoccidiorida; Eimeriidae.